AUGAUAAUAAAAGUUUGUGACGUCAACAGGGAUACAAGCAAGCGUAAAGCUGAUGAAGAAAAUGAAGAUUCAAACUUGAGUAUAUAUAAGUAUAGACGCAGAAAAGAUAAGCCUAAUGUUUUCAUUAAUCCGCCUUCGAUUGGUCGCUUUUCGGGUGAACAUUCUCAUAAUAUAUUGGUGGAAGUUGAUGAAGAAAAACAGCAGAAAACUUAUGCCAUACUGCAGGAAUCUAGAUCUGAUUUCAACAAUAACAAGUUACGUUAUAUUUUAUUGAUUUACACAAAUCCUAUUUGGAAUCUCUUCAACCUUUCGUCAAUAUUUAUCGCUUACUUUUUGGAAACAUGUCUCUACACUUUUACAGCGCCGCAGGACAGAUCAAUUUGGAUGAUAAUACUAAUAAUAUCAUUGAAUUUAGUAUUUACUGUUGAUGUUAUAAUUGUUUUUGGAUUAAAAUUCUUUGAAAAAUGGCGAAAGACAUUAAAUUUAGUCGAACCAGAAACAAUUCGAGUAGUUAUUGAUGUUAUAUUGGCAAUGCCAUACUCAUUUUUAUAUUUAAUAAGUACUAUAGAACAUAGCUCGUUUAACAUAUACGCUAUUGCUCCAAUGAUGGCAACUGCACGAGUAUACAGAAUAAUUGAAUAUUCCUACAUUAAGUCCUCACAAGCUGGCACGAAUCAAUGGACGACCUUCUUGGCUCAAUAUUUAAUGCUAUUUCUAUUGUCAGUACACACUUGGACUUGUAUAUGGUACUUAUUCUCGUAUAGACAAUUUGAUAUUUGCCAAAUACAGUCAUCGUGGUCCGCUGCAGUCGUUAAUUUGCCAACAGAAACAACUUUUGACUGGUAUUUUGUUGGCGCCUACUGGUCAGUAAUGAUUUUUACUACAAAUGCUUUUGGAGAUAUUUAUCCGGUGACAACCAAUGAGAGAAUCACAGCAGCUAUUGCUGUAUUACUCGGUUUUUUAUUAACAACUGUAGUAUUCGUAGGUUCUCUUACUUCUUUAUUUAUAACAAUUACUACAAGACGUGCAAAGUACGUACGGCAAUUAAAGAAAAUAAAAAAUCAUUUGUCAUUGAUUAAAAUGGAUGUCGACACAACGAAGCGUAUUAUAAGGUACUACGAAGAUCUUUGGUAUCAAAAAUCAGGGGUUUUCAAACCUAAGCUUAUAAAACUUCUUCCGGCUCCGUUACAAAUGGAAAUAGCCUACGAUCUGAAUGCAGUGCCUCUGUACAGUUCUUUACUAUUCAGAAAACUUCCGGAAGCAUUCCUUAGAAGACUAUCAGUGACCAUGACUCAUCAGUUUUAUUUACCCGGUGACAUUGUUUAUAAUCAUAAUCAAAGCAAGACUAUUAUGAUUUGUAUCACGAGCGGCGUUUUAGAAUUACUAUCUGAUGAAGAUGAUGAAAGUCCGAUGAUAUCUUUUGGCAAAGGAACAUGUUUCGGUGAGAUUUCUCUGGUAUAUAAUAUUCCAGCACGAUGUACAGUUAAGGCUGCAACAUACGUUGAAUGUCAAGUUCUUAAUAAGACUGACUUUAUACCGUUGAUGAUAACUUAUCCAGAUUUAGUUGUUAAAAUACGAAAUGAAAUCCAAGAAAGAAUUGAUAGGAGUCAUCGUAAAAAGCAUAAGCAGAGUAGGUACAAACAUUUAUCAUUAAAUAUUUAUGCAUCAAAAGAAAGGAAAAAGAGCAGCAUAAAAUGUUUAAAGGAAAAAUUACGAUACAUUCAAGGUAUAACAGACGACGAAUCCGUUCUAAAAGAUGACGAACUCGAUGAGAACUGUUUGAAUCUUUACAUAUUAUCGGAACAUAUUAAAAAGCGGACGAGUAACUUUACUUGCGCAAAAUCCAAAUUUCCCUGGAUAUUGGAAUUUGAUUGCAAUCUCGUCAAAUACUGGGAACGAUAUAUGCUUUUUGUUGUUUUUUACAUUUGUCUCGUAUAUCCGUAUUUUAUUGGCUUUGAAAGAAAAUUUCCAGCGGGAACAUUUUUUUACGCAGAAAUUGUAAUUGCAAUUUCUUUAAUACUGAAUGUUAUCAUAACAAUCGUAACUGCUGUGAAAACUAAAAGGACUUAUCUGAAAAAUUUUGUUGAAAUAUUGAAUUAUCGAAUGAAUACUUUGGAAUUCUAUAUGGAUGUUGUCGCAAUAAUUCCAUUUGAAUACAUCGUAACGAUACAUACUAACGCGUCUUAUCUAGACAAUUACAGGAACCAUCUUUUUUAUUUAUGCAAAGGAACAAAACUAUGUCUUGUUUGGAGAUUAUCAAAUUUCUUUGAGCAUCUGGAACGAAGGCUAUUGUCGAAUUCAAUAAUAGUCAAGAUUCUUAAGUAUUGCGUUUAUAUUGGAUUUAUAUGUUACUGGUCUGGUGUGAUUUUGUAUAUGGAAUCAUGUUUCGUGAAUAGAUGUUCUCAAAAUUCGUGGUUCGCUAGAGCUUUGACCUGGGAAGAUCAAAGAAGCGGCAUGACAUCUAACAAAUCUAAGUAUCACAUAUUAACUGCUAUAUAUUUUGCUACAACAACUUUGCUUUCUGUUGGAUAUGGAGAUUUCGUCCCUGGCGAUCAAUAUGAUAUGGCAUUCAUUGCGUUUCUCAGCUUGUAUGGUGUCUUGCUAUCCGGUUACUGUGUCUCUGAAUUUUCGGCUGUUGUAACUCAUUGGUCAAGGACAAAAACGGCUUUUUUGGAAGUUAUAAUAACCAUAGAUAAGUUUAUGAAGGAAAACAAUAUGCAUCCAGCAAUUAAAUCCAGGAUAAUGGCCUUUUACGAGUUGCAAUGGCAAUAUAAUUCGGGCGUUGAACUAACCGGUGAAAAUUGGCUGGAGAAAACAGUUGUGCCAUAUGAAUUGCGAAAGAAAGUACUCCACCAAGCGAGAUUCAAAACGCUGACUUCAAUAAAAUUUUUUCAAGUUAAAAAUAAAGCUUUCAUUCAUACUCUAACUGAAACAGCCAGCGAUAUAAUCCUACCACCAGGAGAAAUCGUUUACUACGGGGGUACCGUUACAAGAGAGCUAUACAUCAUUGAGAGCGGUUACUGCUUGGUGACAUCUACCGAGAUGAGAGAAACGAAGACGGAACGUGUCAUUGGCCCCGGGAACCAUCUGGGAUUAUUAGUAUUGUUGUACGGCGUGCCGGCUGUCAGUACUGUAAUUACUCUGACACAUUGCAAACUGAUCAGUAUAAGUCACUUUGCAUAUACAUCAGCAUUGAAUUUGUUUCCUGAUAUGCGAGAGCAUGAAGGUUUGCUUAGCGAUGAAGAGCUUAAAAAAAUCGAAGAAAAGACUAAAUUUAAAAACUCUGAUGCAUAUUUGAAGCAUUAUAACCGACUUAGAGCUCAGAAACAGAGAAAACAUAUAACGAAUAUGGUUCAAGACUUCUUUAAUGAUUCUUUUAUUAACGUAUUGGAUGAUUAUCGAAAGAAAAAAGAGAGUUAUUUGGAAUCAUUCAAAAAAUUCGAUGUUUUCAAUAAUGUUUCUCCGUAUCUGUUGUUACCAAUCGUGAUCAAGCCAGAUGGGAUAUUUCUAAAAUGUUGGGCCCUACUUAGAGUCUGUACUGCAUAUACGCUGAGUUUAUUGAUACCAAUUGUCAUAUCAAUGGCUCCGACCUGCAAACAGUUUAAUAUAGUAAUCGUUGUAUUGGAAUCGAUUUGCUACUUGGAUUUAUAUCUUAUGCUACAUGUAGCCUUCUAUGGAUCUAAAAAUCAACUAAUAUACCAUCCGUAUUUGACUGCGAAAAAUUAUCUAACAAGAACCUUUGGAGUAGAUCUGCUCACAUGUUUUCCUUGGUACGCAAUCUGGAUGCUUUUUGUACCAAAACAUGACGAAAAUCACACGGAAGAAGAUCACAUGAUCAAUUAUCAUGUGUAUCAUUGUAUUAUUAGAAUGGCUAAUGUUUUACAAAUUUAUAAACUUUAUUCUGCAUUUUGGGCGGAAUCUAUAGGUGCAUUAAAACGAGCCUACCUCAUGAGCGUGGUGCAGUUUCUUCUGUUAACACUUUUCGUCCUAAACUUUUAUACUUCAAUACUUAUAACGUUGACGUGUAGAUACGUAAUUGCUUAUGACAAAGACGAUUUCUUGAGGAAGCUUGAAAAACUAUCGUUACGUGGACCUUUUAUGAAAACAACUUACAAUCCAGAUGGAAACAUGAUCUGUAAACUUGGCUCGUGGAUAGACGGCAGCAAGAUUUUUAAAGACACCUACCUAACUCCAACUAAGGUGUAUUUGCUGGCUUAUUAUUGGGCAGCGACAAGUUUCACCGGCGCUGGUUUUGGUGAUAUCACUGCCCAAGACACCGCCCACAUGAUACUUUCGAUUUGCAUCAACAUACAUGGAGUUUUGUUUUUUGGGUAUGUGUAUGCUCGCAUUGCAUCACUGAAAGCAAUGGCUGAUCAAGUAGUUACAACUUUUCAAGAAAAUUUAAAACACUUAGUGUUGUUUUUAAAUCGGGAGAAAGCACCAUAUCUGUUAAAAAAAUCAGUCAUUGAUUAUUGGAAAUAUCAAUGGAAAAGAACCGGUGGGUGGUCGCAUCAAAAGAUUUUGGGGAAACUGCAUGCCAACUUAAAUGAAGACGCUGUUUUAUAUAUGUACGAAAAAACAUUGCGUGAAAUACCGUUAUUUGAAGAUGUGGAAUAUUCAUUCUUUAGAGCAUUCGCAAAAAAACUUAAAGAACGAUAUUUUCAAAAAGGCUAUAUGGUGAUGAGAUCUAAUGAGGUCAUAAGCAACAUGUACAUAAUUUACCGCGGUAAGGUGGAUAUUAUCACGAACAUUAAUGAAGUUGAAGCAUGUAUGGGACCAGGAGGUAUUUUCGGAAAUAUUCGUGGGGCAACAAAAUACUUAACAAUGUCAAAUAUUCUGGCGUCAAGAAAUAUUGACUUGCUGUAUAUAGGAGGCGCCGAAUUUUACACACUUUUAAAAAGUUAUCCAUCUGUGCUGAGGAAAGUUAAAUAUUCAGUAAAUACAACGACAAAAGAUUAUGUUUUACCCAUUGUUAUGUCUGAGAAAAAUAGCAUGGAAGUAAUGUAUCCUUUAACAUAUGAGGCUGAAGGAGAUGAAGACGAUGAAAUAGAACCAAAUGUUUUUCUAGAUAGUCCCGACACAAGUAUUGCUGAAUCUCAUGGUUCUAGAUCGAUAACUUCAGCUGGAAAUCUUGAUUACGUUGCAGCGACUUCGCUAAUUUUUAAACCCCACAGGUGGUUUCGUAGCAGCGUAGUGCCUGACUGCAAAUGGGUCACUUUUGUUGAUUACUUAAUAAUGUUUCUAUCGUACGUGGACUUUAUGAUUCUUGUUUAUCAAAUGGCAUUUUUAUCUAACGCUUACUUCUUUUAUAUAUGCAUUGUUUUCGAUGUUAUAUUUUUAUACAAAACCUUUUUGGACGUGCACAGCGGAUAUAUGAACAGAUACGGAGACUAUGUUUUGAACCCGAAAAAAGUGAGGCAAAUGUACUUCUCUAAAACUUAUCUUCGCAGACGCGACUUCUUAGUCAACUUACCGAUAUCAUAUCUUGCGUUUGCUUUAAAUCUACGUCAUCCAGUGCAACAUGCAUUAUUCUGCUACCUCAGGACUCCGCAGCUUCUUAGAAUUUCUUAUUUAUUUACAUAUCGACAACAUAGAAAAAUAAAUAUUGGAUCCGCAAACUUAUUUCUUAAAUUAACAACUAUUGCAAUUUGGGCUUCUCUGUUGUCCCAUGUAAAUGCGUGUCUAUUCUUUAAAAUGUCUUGCCUCACACCAGUGCAAUGUCAAUCGGCUAAUUGGAUUUCAAAAACGGAAUUAAAUUUACGCGCCAACUAUGCCCAGAAAAACUUUUUUCCGCUAUACGUGGCCUCACUGUGGUACAUGAUUAACUUAUUAACUAUAACUGGAACUGGAGACGUCUCUUCACAAAAUGACUUUGAAGUUAUCGAAACCGUAUUCAUAACAAUUAUAAUAAAAUUCUGCACUGGUCUUUUGAUAUCGGAGAUGUCAGCUAUGAUAACUGCACAUUCAUCAUCUCGUAUUGCUUACGACUACGGUAUAAACGAACUUCGGGACGGUCUUCGUGAUACGGAUCUCAGUGACCAUCAGAUGAAUAAAAUGUGGGAUUAUGUACGGGAGCUAUGGAACAGACAACAAGGAAAACAGAUGCCGAAAUUGGUAUAUAAGCUGCCGUUUCGACUUCGGUGUCAAGUUAUGCAAGCAGUUUAUGGAAGUCAUAUUAGAGAGUCAUUAAUAUUUAGGAACACUGACGACGAUUUUAAAAGAGUAUUGUCUAUGUGGUUGAAACAUUGUGUAUUUUUUCCUGGAAACUAUAUUGUUCAACGAGGCGAUGCAGAUCAGUGCAUAUAUUUCAUACACAGAGGAGAGGUCGAAGUUCUCACGGUUCAUCAGAAUUUAACUGAAUCUAUUUACGAUAUAUUGGGACCAGAAGACAGCUUUGGAGUGGCACAGGGACUCUUUGUUGGUAUAACGCAUCAUUUCUCGUUUCGAGCCCGAACUGUUGUUGACAUUGUGUACUUAAAAUUAGACGAAUGGAAAUAUUUACUGGAUUUUUAUCCGAAAUCUGCGAAACUUAUUCGAAGAAAAGUUGAAAAUGUUUAUUUAGCCAUAUAAUGCUUAAUACAACUUGAACCCUAUUUAUUUUUAUGA
Molecule: messenger RNA, 6606 nt
Organism: Vanessa tameamea
Lineage: Eukaryota; Metazoa; Arthropoda; Insecta; Lepidoptera; Nymphalidae
Exons: 32
Coding region: 1-6570 (2189 amino acids)
Biological process (GO): potassium ion transmembrane transport; membrane repolarization during action potential
Cellular component (GO): plasma membrane
Molecular function (GO): inward rectifier potassium channel activity
Source: RefSeq, a predicted model, not a curated record